This is a messenger RNA of Eremothecium cymbalariae DBVPG#7215, 390 nucleotides long. RefSeq lists its product as uncharacterized. Bases 1 to 390 code for a protein of 129 amino acids. The record is from RefSeq and is a predicted model, not a curated record. The transcript has a single exon. Lineage: Eukaryota; Fungi; Ascomycota; Saccharomycetes; Saccharomycetales; Saccharomycetaceae.
AUGUCCUCCCCUUUCCUAAAAACUGGGCGCAUUUUUAUGCAGCCAAUUGAUGUUUCUUCUAACAUUGUUGGCAACUCUUUAAACCUAACUAACCACGCGCAACGUCCCCAGUGGUCACGCGCAUCUCACAAUUACACUACAUACCUACUACAUAAACACAUGCCCUCCUACACAAAAAGACCCCUUCGCCAACCAGGAGUGAGUAUCCCGACAGCUCAAACUUUCCUAUACACCACUCCUUUACCCUUUAGGAAACGAAGUUGUCGGAACCCGUACACACGGCCGGACGGGGCCCUCCUGCCUGCUGCUGCUGCCGGCCUGCCCGCGAAACGAACCACGCCCUUCCCGCGGCACAAAUAUUCCGCUGAUUCCGCGCUGUCUGCCCGCUGA